Durio zibethinus is the source of this 1010-nucleotide messenger RNA. RefSeq lists its product as uncharacterized. NCBI's taxonomy places the organism in Eukaryota, Viridiplantae, Streptophyta, Magnoliopsida, Malvales, Malvaceae. The record is from RefSeq and is a predicted model, not a curated record.
AAGAAAACUUGGUAAUGAUUUAGACAUUGGUUUGUCUUAAACAGAGUUGAGUUUUCCCACUUGAUUUCACAAAAAAGUCUUCAUGAAAUUAUAGUUAGGAAUCUUUAUAGAAUUUCUCCAAAUUCACACCGUGGCUUCACAUAGUAAUUAAACCAUCCCAAGUAGCACAUAUAAAUUGCAUACCUUGAAAAAUAAACUCUAUACAAACACCAAAAGGAAUUUCUUUAGUACUAACAAGAAGGAAAUGGGGAACAGCAUAGGUGGAAGAAAGAAGGCAAAGGUGAUGAAAAUUGAUGGGGAAACAUUCAAGUUAAAGACUCCAAUUCGGGCUUGGGAUGUAGUUAAAGAUUAUCCAGGGCAUGUUUUAUUGGAUUCAGAGGCUGUAAAGCAUUUCGGAAUUCGUGCUAAGCCAUUGGAGCCCCAACAGGACUUGAAGCCUGAGAAAAUUUACUUGCUGGUAGAGUUGCCAAAGUUUCCAGAAGAAAAGGCACCAAGGAGGGUACGUUCUGGAGGAAUUCAUAUGAGUGCUAAGGAGAGGUUAGAGUCAUUGAUGUUGUCAAGGAGAUCGGUUUCUGACCUUUCCAUGGUUAGACCAUCAUCAAUUCUAGAGUCCGAUGGGGUGGGUCCAGGUUCCAGGAGGAUGACAGUGAAAAUGAGGCUUCCCAAGUCUCAAAUGGCCAAGUUGGUGGACGAGAGCAGAGAUGGUGUAGAGGUGGCAGAGAAGAUCCUUAAUCUUUAUAUGGAAAACGCCGGCGGCGAUACCGGUAAUCAAAUGCAUCGGGAAACAGCAUGGAAACCUGGCCUUGGUAGCAUUGGAGAAAAUUUUAAGGCCAAACCUGUGAAGCGAGUGAGUUUUAUUCCACAAGAAGAGGGAGAAAUUCGUUUAGCCAAUCAAUAGUAGCAGCUAAUAUUGGAUUAAGCAUUAGAAUUAAUCCAUGUAAAUCUUCCAUACAUUUAUUUCAAAGUUUUUUUUUUUCACAAAUCUGUAAUUACAUGGAUAAAUAUGAAAA